UGAUACUUUAAUACCUAUAAAGCUAGGAAAUAAUAGAGAGGAUAGAGUUGUUUGGAAGUUUGAUAGGAAAGGAGUAUUUACUACCAACUAUUUUGUGUCGGUGUUGCAGUCAGAAAUGCUUCCGGAAGAUGUUACGAGUUAUAGUUUUACCAGAACUAUAUGAAAAGGCUUGGUUCCACCGAGAGUGGAAUUAUUCACUUGGUUUGUUUUGAUAGGAAGAGCGAAUAUUAAAGAAAGACUAUAUAGACUGGGAAUCGUUUAUCAGGGUGACAACAUAUGUGUAUUGUGUAAAAAAGAUGUUGAAUUUGUUCACCACUUGUUUAUUAGUUGUGAUUUUACUUGGCAGAUGUGGUGUGCUUGGCUAUCUGGUUUUGGAAGGUUGUGGGCAGUUUCAAGUUCACUGAAGGAACAUUUUGAGAGUUAGACAAGUGCCUUUACUAGGAAGGAGGAGUGUACGAAGUGGCUCAUAUGUUUCUUUUCAAUUAUUUGAAAUAUCUUACUAGAAAGGAAUGGGCGAAUCUUUCAUAACAAGGAAUCAGGUAUAGAAGAAGUGUUCCACAGAUCGAUUGCUAGUUAUAAUGCAUGGAGUAGUGUGGAUCUUUUUUAUUAUUGAUGGUAAUGCCGAAAUGACAUUGGGGAUCCUUUUUAUAUAUCGCUCUUUGUUUAUUUUGGUUGCUGUUAGAUUGUGUUCUAGUUUGUCAUUUUGCUCCAUUUUAUUGUGUUGAGCUCGUUUGUUCAAAAACAAAAAUAUUAUAUAGUAGGGUUAAGUACGAUUUUGGUCCCUAAAGUAUUGGUCGAAAUUUUUUUCAUCCCUAACCUUUUUUUGCAUACAAAAUCGUCCUAAGGUUCAAAGUAGUUUUAAAAUUGUCAUUUGGACCAAAAUACCCUUCUCUUCUUCUUCUUCACAGCAUCUCUUCUUCUUCUUCAUCACAGCUCCCAACCCUUCCCCUCAAAAGAAACAGAGCCCAACCACUGCCACACCCAGCCCUUUCCCUCCUACCUGGACUCCCCCUCCUCCCUCUCCCCCACAGUCAAAAUCCUCUACCACAUCAUAACCACUACUCCUUCUCAGUCCAUCGAGCAAUCUCUCCAAUCUCUCCACGAUUUCUCCCUCUUCGUCACUUCCUCCGACGUCGAGAAAGUCCUCAAGUUCUCGUACGCCUUCCCCGCUUAGGCCGUCAAGUUCUUCUGCAGGUCCGGCCACGACCAAAUCAGAAUUUUCGCAAAAUGGAUGAGGAAGAAGAAGCCUUCUGCCUCCGAUCGAGUCUCGAACUAAAGGGCUUGUGCUCCUUCCUGUCUUCUCCUUCUCCCUCGAAGGCGAAUUGAUGGAGGCACGUCAAGGGAGCAACCAUGAAAGGCGGUGGAUGGUUGCUCUAAUGGCAGUGUGUUUGUGGGUUAGAGAGAGAAACCUUGGCAUGGCGGAUGAAAAGGAUGCUGAAGCUUUGAGGUGCCACAGGCAGCUGGUGGAGGAGGAAGAAGCCGCUCAAAAAAGAUCAAUACAGGCAAGGGAACAAAAGCAUGCGACAGAAAUUGAAGAGCACAUUGGGAGUGCAGAAGAUGAUUUGUCAACAGCAAAAACAUGUUUGGCUACUUAUGAUUUUAAAGCACAUAACCUGAAAACAUUCAUAGAUAGCACUCCUUUAUAUAAUCCUUUUCAAUGGCUAACAGAACAAAAGACGGAGGCGGUGGGGGCCAGGCUCACUGGUGAAGAUGCAAAUGAAGGCGCAGUAGCUGCCAUUGCUAUGUAUUAUUGUUGUUCUUAAAUUUGAAUAUUGGGUUGUUGUUGAAUAUUGUAUGUUUUUGUAGUUCUUUUUCUUCCAUUAAUGAUUUUUUUGUUUUUUUUUU
This is a messenger RNA of Arachis ipaensis, 1845 nucleotides long. Lineage: Eukaryota; Viridiplantae; Streptophyta; Magnoliopsida; Fabales; Fabaceae. The record is from RefSeq and is a predicted model, not a curated record.